GUCUCGGCGCGGAAGAUGGCCGGCGGCGUGGACGGCCCCAUCGGGAUCCCGUUCCCCGACCACAGCAGUGACAUCCUGAGCGGGCUGAACGAGCAGCGGACGCAGGGGCUGCUGUGCGACGUGGUGAUCCUGGUGGAGGGCCGCGAGUUCCCCACGCACCGCUCGGUGCUGGCUGCCUGCAGCCAGUACUUCAAGAAGCUGUUCACGUCGGGCGCCGUGGUGGACCAGCAGAACGUGUACGAGAUCGACUUCGUGAGCGCCGAAGCGCUCACCGCGCUCAUGGACUUCGCCUACACCGCCACGCUGACGGUGAGCACGGCCAACGUGGGCGACAUCCUCAGCGCCGCACGCCUGCUUGAGAUCCCGGCCGUGAGCCACGUGUGCGCCGACCUCCUGGACCGGCAGAUCCUAGCGGCUGACGCAGGGGGCGACGCAGGCCAGCUCGACCUCGUGGACCAGGUGGACCAGCGCAACCUGCUGCGCGCCAAGGAGUACCUGGAGUUCUUCCAGAGCAACCCUAUGAACAGCCUGCCUGCCGCCGCCGCCGCCAACUUCCCAUGGUCUGCCUUCGGGGCGUCCGAUGAUGACCUAGAUGCCACCAAAGAGGCCGUGGCGGCUGCUGUGGCUGCUGUGGCCGCGGGAGAUUGCAAUGGCUUGGACUUCUAUGGGCCAGGCCCCCCGGCCGAUCGGCCCCCAGCGGGUGAUGGCGAUGAAGGCGACAGCAACCCGGGUCUGUGGCCAGAGCAGGAUGAGGAUGCUCCGGCCACUGCCACUGCAGGCGGCCUCUUCCAGCCACCUGUGGCCCCGCCGGCUGCCACGCAGAACGGCCACUACGGCCGCGCCGGCGAAGAGGAGGCGGCUUCGCUCUCAGAGGCGGCGCCUGAGCCUGGGGACUCACCGGGUUUCCUGUCAGGCACCGCGGAGGGCGAGGACGGGGAUGCUGGUGAUGUGGACGGACUGGCGGCCAGCACGCUGCUGCAGCAGAUGAUGUCGUCGGUGGGCCGGGCGGGGGCCUUGGCGGGCGGGGACAGUGACGAGGAGUCGCGGGCUGACGACAAGGGCGUCAUGGACUACUAUCUGAAGUACUUCAGCGGCGCCCACGAGGGUGACGUGUACCCAGCGUGGUCGCAGAAGGGUGAGAAGAAGAUCCGAGCCAAGGCCUUCCAGAAGUGCCCCAUCUGUGAGAAGGUCAUCCAGGGCGCUGGCAAGCUGCCGCGCCACAUCCGCACGCACACCGGCGAGAAGCCCUACGAGUGUAACAUCUGCAAGGUCCGCUUCACCAGGCAGGACAAGCUGAAGGUGCACAUGCGGAAGCACACGGGCGAGAAGCCCUACCUGUGCCAGCAGUGCGGCGCCGCCUUCGCGCACAACUACGACCUGAAGAACCACAUGCGCGUGCACACCGGCCUGAGGCCCUACCAGUGCGACAGCUGCUGCAAGACCUUCGUGCGCUCCGACCACCUGCACAGGCACCUCAAGAAGGACGGUUGCAACGGGGUCCCUUCCCGCCGAGGCCGCAAGCCCCGUGUCCGGGGAGGGGCCCCCGACCCCACGGUGGGACCCGGCGUGCCGCCCCCAGGCGCCCCCACCUCCGCGCCCCCUGGCUCCCCCGAUGUCGCCGCCACCGCCGCCGCCGCCGCCACUGCCCGGCGCAACGGCCAGGAGAAGCACUUUAAGGACCAAGAGGAGGACGAGGAGGCCACCAGCCCCGACGGCUCCUCGGGCCGCUUGAAUGUAGCGGGCACCGCUGGUGGAGAUGACAGCGGAGGUGGCCCCGGGGCCACCGCCGACGGUAACUUCACAGCCGGACUCGCCUAAAAACCAAAAACAGAAACCCGAGACAGACAGAGAGAGAACGAGAGAGCGAGAGAGAGCUAACCACCCACCCCCCA
Chinchilla lanigera (long-tailed chinchilla) is the source of this 1892-nucleotide messenger RNA. RefSeq names its product zinc finger and BTB domain containing 7A (gene Zbtb7a). The record is from RefSeq and is a predicted model, not a curated record. Gene Ontology annotation, molecular function: protein binding; RNA polymerase II cis-regulatory region sequence-specific DNA binding; DNA-binding transcription factor activity, RNA polymerase II-specific. NCBI's taxonomy places the organism in Eukaryota, Metazoa, Chordata, Mammalia, Rodentia, Chinchillidae. Gene Ontology annotation, biological process: regulation of transcription by RNA polymerase II.